Rhizophagus irregularis DAOM 181602=DAOM 197198 is the source of this 1687-nucleotide messenger RNA. RefSeq lists its product as uncharacterized. The record is from RefSeq and is a predicted model, not a curated record. Gene Ontology annotation, cellular component: THO complex part of transcription export complex. Lineage: Eukaryota; Fungi; Glomeromycota; Glomeromycetes; Glomerales; Glomeraceae. Gene Ontology annotation, biological process: mRNA processing.
AUAACAAGCAAAUUCUUAUAAGGCGAAGCAUUAAUUCCACAAAUUACAUAGUACAGUUAUCUGUUUUAUUUACGGUUCUGAAUAAAAUUUUCUUAAAAAAAAGGAGAAAUGGAUGAAGAACAAAUCCUACGUGACAGACUUUCUGUCGAAGAAAGAAAUCUCCGCCGAGUUACUAAGAAACAUUCUGUCUUAAUAAAUUCCUUGGAACAAGGAAAUAUAAAAGAUAUACAACAACAGUUUAAUGAUUUCAUGGUCGAUUUUUCGUCAUAUGAACUUACUCUUACCAGGUUUCAAGCAAUUCAUGAUAUGAAUUUGCAAGAAACACGACAUUGGAAUGAAGAAGCUCAAAGAAUAGAGUUAGAGAUAAAAGAUACCAUGCUAGUUAUCAAGAAUUUAGAAAAAGAAUUAGCUCAAGAAGAGGAAAUACGUAGAAACAAAGCAGAGUAUGAUCAAUUAGCAGCAGUGAUCAAUCAACAAAAAACUCGGGAAGAAUCUUUAAGUGCGAUUUCAAAAUUAGAUGAAGAGAUAAUUUCGUUAGAAGAAAAGGAUAAAUUAUUAGAUGAAACAUUAGAUCGCCGUAAAAUACAACUUCAACGUAUACUUACAGUAGUACAAGAAGUACAAAGUGAAAUAGAAAUUGAAAGAGAACAAAACCCUCAAGUGGUUGACGAUGAAGAAGCUCCCACAACACCUGAUUCCAUGAGAAGUGAAUUCUUUUCACCUAUCGCUAAUCCUUCUUCACCCGCUGAACAUGUUAUUGAAGGUGACAAUCCUCCAAAAGUAAAUGGUAUUAACGGUAUCAACCCAUCAUCUAGCAAUUUAGCAGAUAAUGAUAACGAAGGCGACCACCACAGAAUAAGUAACGAUAAUGAUGAGAAUAAACAACAAGAUAAUGAAGAAAAUUCUCCAAGACAACAAAGUCAGGAUAUUGCUAGUACUUCGGAUAAUUUAACCGAAGUAGGCGAUGAUGUGGGUGAAAUUGGAGAAUUGGCCGCAGAUGAAGCGGAUGAAGAUGAGAAUGAAGUGGUUCGUGAUGAUGUUACAGAUGCUGAUGAUGUCGAUACAAUUGACAGUUCAUCGGAUGGAGUAGAUCUGAAUCAAAAUGAGCAAAAUGCCGAUACUGAAGACUUAGACGAUGGGGAUGUAGUAACGAGUGAUAAUGAGAAGAAUGAUAUAAAAUAUGAAGAUGAGAAUCAAGAUGAUGUUCCUGUACCGACUGAUGACGGUGACGACGGUGAAAUUGUGGAGGAUUCGGAUGAAAAUCAAAGAGGUGAAAAGAGAAAGCGAGGUGACGAGGAGGAAGAGGAGGAAGAGGAGGAAGGGUUAAUAAAAGAAAAAGUUCCUCGAUUAUCUGAUGACGACGAAGGAUUAAUAGAAGAAAGUGAAGAAGAUGAGGGUGUAAUAAUUAAAGACGAACAAUAGAAAAUAAAUGUUGUAGCGAUAUUUAAUUAUUGAUUAUUUUUUUUUAAUCAAUAGAAAUUUUAGGUAUUUUACAACUAUCAUUAUAGAUGAAAGUGUAAUUUAUAUAAAAAUUAUGAUAAUUUCACGCGCUAAAUUCAAAUCAUAAAGUGUAACAAAUGCACUUUUAUGAUUAGAAGUAUUGUAUUGUAUAUAUUUUUUAAUUUCUCUUAGAUACAUUAUAAAUUAUAAUAAACUACAGUGCCUGGUAAUAAGUUACCUAUAAAUU